This is a messenger RNA of Urocitellus parryii (Arctic ground squirrel), 1902 nucleotides long. Lineage: Eukaryota; Metazoa; Chordata; Mammalia; Rodentia; Sciuridae. The record is from RefSeq and is a predicted model, not a curated record.
UGCGAGCUCCAUGGGGAGGGGCUUGUCGCUGCGCUGAACGGAAACGAUUGGCUUUUAGAUCUGUCAAUCUGAAGCUGGAGGCCCUAAAGUGGGGAGGAAAAGGGUGGGAUAAAGACGAACCGGAGCGUGGAGGACGUGUGGUUGCUAAAAGUGGUGUGAAGAAUUUUGCAAUCGGCCUCAGCAAGAAGUGGGCGGGUAGAGGAGGCGGAGCAAGGAGAUGUUGGGAGGGACCCCGGAGUUCCGGACACCCGGCUUACGGUUCAGCCUCGCUUGAUGGGCGGGCCCUGACAGUGCSGUCCCGCCCUCCGAGCGGAGUUUACUUACUUAAGAGGAACCAUCGAGACCUUUGGAGGACUUGCUAGCCUAGAGCGCCCAAACCCCUCGCUCCGAUCACGUUUCCGUUUCCGCUAAGGCAGUAGCGGUUGGUGAGCAUCAUGGCAACCGUGGCGGCCACAACCAAAGUCCCAGAGAUCCGUGAUGUGACGAGGAUCGAGCGCAUUGGUGCUCAYUCCCACAUCCGGGGACUGGGGCUGGAUGAUGCCUUGGAGCCACGGCAGGCUUCCCAGGGCAUGGUGGGUCAACUGGCAGCCAGGCGGGCAGCCGGAGUGGUGCUGGAGAUGAUCCGAGAAGGGAAGAUUGCUGGGCGGGCGGUCCUCAUUGCAGGCCAGCCGGGAACUGGGAAGACAGCCAUUGCCAUGGGCAUGGCCCAGGCACUGGGCCCGGAUACCCCGUUCACAGCUAUCGCCGGCAGUGAGAUCUUCUCCCUGGAAAUGAGCAAGACCGAGGCGCUGACACAGGCCUUCCGCCGGUCUAUUGGUGUUCGCAUCAAGGAGGAGACUGAGAUCAUCGAAGGGGARGUGGUGGAGAUCCAGAUUGAUCGGCCAGCCACAGGGACGGGUUCCAAGGUGGGCAAGCUGACCCUCAAGACCACAGAGAUGGAAACCAUCUACGACCUGGGCACCAAGAUGAUUGAGUCACUGACCAAGGACAAAGUCCAGGCCGGGGAUGUGAUCACCAUCGACAAGGCCACAGGCAAGAUCUCCAAGCUGGGUCGCUCCUUCACACGUGCCCGUGACUAUGACGCCAUGGGCUCCCAGACCAAGUUUGUGCAGUGCCCAGAUGGAGAGCUCCAGAAACGCAAGGAGGUGGUGCACACUGUGUCCCUGCAUGAGAUCGAUGUCAUCAACUCCCGCACCCAGGGCUUCCUGGCUCUCUUCUCAGGUGACACAGGGGAGAUCAAGUCAGAAGUCCGUGAGCAGAUCAAUGCCAAGGUGGCUGAGUGGCGUGAGGAAGGCAAGGCAGAGAUCAUCCCUGGGGUGCUAUUCAUCGAUGAGGUACACAUGCUGGACAUUGAGAGCUUCUCCUUCCUCAACCGGGCCCUGGAGAGUGACAUGGCGCCUGUCCUUAUCAUGGCCACCAACCGUGGCAUCACAAGGAUCCGGGGUACCAGCUACCAGAGCCCCCAUGGCAUCCCCAUUGACCUACUGGACCGGCUGCUUAUCGUCUCCACCUCUCCCUACAGUGAGAAGGACACAAAGCAGAUCCUCCGCAUUCGGUGUGAGGAGGAAGACGUGGAGAUGAGCGAAGACGCCUACACAGUGCUAACCCGCAUCGGAUUGGAGACUUCCCUGCGCUAUGCUAUCCAGCUCAUCACAGCUGCUAGCCUGGUGUGCCGGAAACGCAAGGGCACAGAGGUGCAGGUAGACGACAUUAAGCGGGUCUACUCACUCUUCCUGGACGAGUCCCGCUCCACGCAGUACAUGAAGGAGUACCAGGAUGCCUUCCUCUUCAAUGAGCUCAAAGGUGAAACCAUGGAUACCUCCUGAGCUGGAUGCCGCCUCUGUACCCCCCCGUUUUCUACCAGAGUUCUGACACUGUGACUUUGUAUAAAAUGGUUUUGAA